Messenger RNA from Contarinia nasturtii (swede midge), 1109 nucleotides. RefSeq names its product probable glucosamine 6-phosphate N-acetyltransferase (gene Gnpnat). Bases 180 to 788 code for a protein of 202 amino acids. The transcript is spliced from 7 exons. The record is from RefSeq and is a predicted model, not a curated record. Gene Ontology annotation, cellular component: endoplasmic reticulum; Golgi apparatus; endoplasmic reticulum-Golgi intermediate compartment. Gene Ontology annotation, molecular function: monosaccharide binding; glucosamine 6-phosphate N-acetyltransferase activity. Gene Ontology annotation, biological process: UDP-N-acetylglucosamine biosynthetic process. Lineage: Eukaryota; Metazoa; Arthropoda; Insecta; Diptera; Cecidomyiidae.
UACCAUAGGCUGUUUACGUAUACUUGUUUCAAACAAGUUGUUCGACUUAUCGAAAAUCUCAUGAAAAUGAACUGAAUAUUUCAUUCAGCGACAAUCUAUAAAUCAUUACCACCAAUUUAUCACAAAUCCAGUUGUAUUUCUUCAGAAGACUCUGUCAGUUUAACAGAUACAUUCAUAUAAUGGUAGACCCAGCGAAUUUAAAGGUGGAAGAAGAAGAAGCAUUAUACGAUGCAAAUCUUUUGGCCAAGUUGGAUUUUAGUCGGUCGAUAACAAAAUUCAGUCCACCAAUAAAUGCUGUCAAUACGGGUGAAGCGUGGUUAAAGGUUCGUCCACUACAAGUUGGUGACUAUGACCGUGGAUUUCUUCAAUUAUUAUCACAACUGACCGGUGUUGGCAAUGUGACACGGGAUGAAUUUUUAAGCCGAUUCCAUAAAAUGAAAUGUAGUGGUGCUUAUUAUGUGACUGUAAUUGAAGACACGCGGAUAAAUCAAAUAAUUGGCAGUGCAACGCUUGUGAUCGAACAUAAGUUCAUUCAUAGCUGUGGUUUGAGAGCCCACUUAGAAGAUGUCGUUGUUAACAAUACAUACAGAGGAAAACAACUCGGUAAAUUAAUUGUUUCAACGGUAACUUUACUGGGCGAGUACUUGGGAUGUUAUAAAAUGACACUGGAAUGCAAGGAUAAAUUAAUUCAAUUUUAUACGUCAAUGGGCUACGUUCUUGAAGCUGGAAACGGAAAUUCAAUGCACAUACGUUAUGGACAAUCGAAAUUAUAUCAUGUGCCUACGUAAAAAUUUAAAAGGGAGAUGGACUCAAACAAAAAAUAGUUUUAUUUUAAAUAAAGGAACACGAGUGAAAAGUACAGAUAUGUUAAAACUCAUUUUUAUACAGAUAUUUUCAUUUCUAUGUUCAUUUUGUUUGAAAUGAUUUAAUAGUAGCAUCGAUUUAUCUAUAGUCACCUGUUGGCAUGGCCAUUCAUACUUUCUAUUGAUUUGCACUAAUAUAUUCAGUUUUUGGUCACGAAAACUAUUUAAAAUAUUUUUUAAAAAAAUAAAUUAAAAUAAAAUCUCAUUGUGUUCGGAUCAUGUGGUCCAUAGCAUAAACUUAAAAAA